Molecule: messenger RNA, 879 nt
Organism: Oppiella nova
Lineage: Eukaryota; Metazoa; Arthropoda; Arachnida; Sarcoptiformes; Oppiidae
Source: the annotation of a GenBank genome assembly
CUUCAUAUCAUAAAUGAGGCGUUUUUGGUGAAUAUAUCCCAUAAUAUACCACAACUUCAAUGUCUGGACAUUUCGGUGAAUACCAUAAGCGAUGUGUCAUUGGAUUCAUUGUCUGCGCUCAAGAACUUGCGGUCAAUUAGACUCCAGAGCCGACACACGCAUUCAAUCACUCAUCUGAUCCACACCUGGAUCGGCACAACCAUCGCAUCCAUUGCCACCACAACCACAUCAGUGACACUCGCAGUGACAGCGAUGGCCGCAAGUAAUGGCACUUCCGGUGACCAGAGCUGGAGAACCAAUUUGUUGCGACAAAACGUGAGAAACAAAAUCGAGGAGGCCAUCCGUGUGUCAGGGAAUCCGACCUCAAAGACUGCGUUUGAGAUGGAGAACCAUAUCUUCCUUAAGGCGAGGACUAAGGAGGAUUACCUUUCAUUUGUGGCCCGACUUAUACUUCACGUCAAAGAAAUGGGGUCGCGCAAUGCGACCGUUGGGACCGAUUGCCAGAGUCUGCCAAACAGUCUGAAGCGAUCCCUUUCCCCCACCCUAUCAUUGAUGCUUCCGAUGCCGUGUCCGCCACUACAGCACCCGUUCCCACAACCCCUCCCUCCCAUGAACGCCACCCCUCCAGCGCCCACUCCAACGGCUCGCGUGUGGACCGGUAUCAUGGACUACGAGGAGAAGCCCUUACAGCCGGGGCCGAGCACUGACGACCCACGUGACACGCAUAGCCUCGACUGCAACAUCACGUGUCGUACGGUGAAUGGUGUGCCCGAAGUGUAUGGCCACGAAUGGCCCCAACAGUUGCUUCUCUCGCUUGUUCCCAAACAACUGAUUAUGAGUUUGUUUCCGAUGCUUAAGAGCAGCGCAUACCAUAUAACU